AUGAAUCCCAUGAAUGGACCUGGUGGUCCUGCCGCGCUAUGGCAGGAGGCCCGCAAUGCCGAAGGGAGGGUCUACUACUACAACGUUCAGACGAAAGCGACGCAAUGGGCGAAACCCGUCGAAUUGAUGACGCCUGUAGAGCGGGCAUUGGCAAACCAACCGUUCAAGGAAUAUACUGCUGAAGGUGGACGAAAGUACUGGUACAACACCGAGACCAAGCAGAGCACGUGGGAAAUGCCGGAGGUAUACAAGAAUGCCCUGGCACAGGCGCAGGCUCAAGCACCACUGCCCCCAGCUGCCGCGGCACCGACCUUUGUUGCUGGCGGGGUCAGCUCUCUCACCCCCUAUUCCCAAUCGCGUGAUCGCGACGACUAUGAUCGAGGAUUUGGCGACCGACGGGGAGGAUUUGGCGCUGAAGCUAAUGGAAUCGCGGCUGGCUCCAUGCUGGGGACCACACAAGACCCUGAAUAUGGAUCGCUGGAAGAAGCCGAGGGAGCUUUCAUGAAGAUGCUCAAGCGCCACAAUGUCCAGCCCGACUGGACAUGGGAACAAACAAUGCGCGAGACUAUCAAGGACCCCCAAUACCGCGCUCUCAAAGACCCUAGAGACCGCAAGGCAGCUUUCGAGAAAUACGCGGUCGAGGUUCGCAUGCAGGAAAAAGACCGCGCGAAAGAGAGAUUCGCUAAGCUCAGAGCAGAUUUCAAUACUAUGUUGAAACGGCACCCUGAAAUCAAGCAUUACAGCCGGUGGAAGACUAUCCGACCCAUCAUCGAAGGCGAGACUAUCUUCAGGUCAACCGACGAUGAGAAUGAGCGGCGACAAUUAUUCGAUGAAUACAUUAUGGAGCUCAAGAAUGAGCAUAUGGAACAGGAAGCCCUUGUACGCAAGGCUGCCAUGGACGACCUAGUGACUAUCCUGAAGUCGUUGAACCUUGAACCGUACACCCGCUGGGCUGAGGCUCAUGCCAUCAUCCGGUCUAAUGAAAGAGUUCAAAAUGAGGAUAAAUUCAAAACCCUCAGCAAGUCUGACAUUUUGACCGCGUUUGAAAACCACAUCAAAUCCCUUGAACGCGCUUUCAACGAUGCUCGCCAACAGCAGAAGGCGGCAAAGGCAAGAAAGGAACGCCAUGCUCGUGAGCAGUUUGUUGACCUUCUCAGCGAAUUAAGAUCAAAGGGUGUUAUCAAGGCUGGCACCAAGUGGAUGAACAUCUAUCCAGUUAUUCGUGAGGAUCCACGCUACCUUGGGAUCCUAGGAAACUCAGGCUCGUCUCCUUUGGAUCUUUUCUGGGACGUGCUAGAGGAGGAAGAGCGGUCUCUUCGUGGACCAAGAAAUGAUGUUUUGGAUGUUCUUGACGAUAAACGAUUUGACGUUACUUCGAAGACUACUUUCGAAGAGUUCAACUCAAUUGUGCUUUCAGACCGCCGGACGUCGAAUAUUGACCCUGAGAUCCUCCAGGUUAUAUUCCAGCGCAUCCAGGAGAAGGCCUUGAGAAGAAACGAAGAGGAAAAGCAUGCCGCAGAUCGCCAUGAAAGACGGGGUAUCGACGCCUUGCGCUCUCGCAUGAAGCGCCUUGAUCCGCCUCUCCGCUCCUCCGACACUUGGGAGCAAGUAAAGCCUAGGCUCGAGAAAUACGAAGAAUACAAGGCCCUCGAAACGGACGAGCUGCGCCAAACCGCAUUCGACAAGGUCAUCCGCCGCCUAAAGGAGAAGGAAGAGGACGCCGAGAGGGACCGCGAAUCCCGCGAUAGAGACCGCGGUAGCCGCCGCGACCACCACCAAGACCGCGAUCGAGACCGAGACCGAGAACGCGACCGUGACCACCGCAGCGGCCUCUCAUACCGAGGCGAGCGCCGCGGAACUUCCGGCCGCCAAAGCCGCACACCGGAACCAGACGCCUACGAAGCAGACCGCCGCAAGGCUCAAGCCGACCGCGAGCGGUCCUACCGCAAGAACGCCAGCGGCCUAUCCCCCGUUCGCGAAAGAUGGGACGACCGCGACCGUGACCGUGAGCGAGACCGCCGGGAUCGUGACCGCGAGAGGAGCUCCCGCUCGCUUAGCCACUACGAGCGCGAGCGCCGCGAUCGCGAGGAGGAGAGGGAGCGUCUCUACAGGACCCGGGGCGACCCACGGGGUAGCCGUGACGAGCUGGACUACGGUGGUGACAUGCGCAGCACAGUCAGUACCGACCGUAGGCGGAGACGUGAUAGCGACACGGAAAGCGUGGCUAGCCGCUCGGCGAAACGCCAUAGACGUGAUAGCCGUGAUCGCAGCAAGGGUGCGAGGAGGGAUAGGGACCGCCGUGAGCGAACGCCUGCUGCUGCUGCUGCUGCUACUGCCACUGCGGAGGAAGCGAAGAAGGAGGAGAAGGCUGUGCACUCUGGUAGCGAGGAGGGGGAGAUUGAAGAAGAUUAG
Messenger RNA from Aspergillus calidoustus, 2412 nucleotides. Lineage: Eukaryota; Fungi; Ascomycota; Eurotiomycetes; Eurotiales; Aspergillaceae. The record is from the annotation of a GenBank genome assembly.